CUCUUAAAGAAUCAUUUCAGUGUUCAAGAGACCCUAGUCUUCAUAGGUUUCCAAUAAAAUGAAGGCAAAAGUAGGUGAAGUUGGUGAUCUGCAAGUUGCUGCACCCAGACUUCUAGGAAGCUGUAGAUUGACAGUCAGUCUCACAUGUUUAUUUACUUCGUUCGCCGCUAUCGUAACGACGAUUAACCUGUCAAUGGCGAUUGUUUGCAUGAAUAGACGAACAAAAACGUGUAUUGGAAGUGAAGAGAUCAACAGCAACUCAAGUUUUGGAUUUCCGGAAUUAAACGGAACUUGUAGCGACGCAAGAGAGGAUAAACAAAUGUAUUUGGACAAGCCAUCCCAAGGAAUGCUGUUAGGCGCUCUUUAUUAUGGAGUAGUCUCAGCACAGCUGCUUGUUGGUUGGCUAUGUGAUAAAUUUGGAAAAUAUAAACUGCAAAUGGCUCUCGGUUCCGGGUUUUACGGAAUUGCUUCCUUCUUGUCUCCAAUUAUUCUAGAGUUUGCCGGUGUACCUUACUAUUUUGCUCUUCGUGUCCUAAAGGGGGUUGCUACGAGUUUUGCUAUUUCUUCGAUGUUGCCGAUGUUAACUCGCUGGACAACCACCCAAGAGCAGGGUCUUUUGGUGGGUAUCGCAACUGCCGGUAUUGGUGUAGCUAAUUCUGUUACCUACCCAAUAUCUGGCUUGCUCUGCCAGUAUGGGGGAUGGAAAUCUAUUUUUUAUUUUGGUGGGACUUGUGGUAUGCUGGCAACUUUACUUGUUGUGUGUUUAGUGUACGAUAGCCCAGCUGUACAUCCUCGAGUGGAAGCGGAAGAGAAGCAAUUUCUUCUCUCUUUUCAACUUCAAGGUGAAUCAAAGAAGCGACGAGUUAUUCCGUGGGGAAAGAUGCUUCGUUCGGUUCCCGUUUGGUCUAUUAUCAUAACAAAUUUUUUCUUCUUCGCUGUGGUAAAAGGAAUAGUUCUCAACUUACCGAUUUAUGUCAAAGACGUCUUGGAUUUCACAGUUACUGAGAAUGGCAUAUUUUCUGCUAUGCCAUUAGUCGGAGCUCUUGUUCUCCACUUAGUUGCAGGUCCUAUUUUUGAUUACGUUCGGACCAAAAAUAUAUAUUCACCGACCACCGUACGAAAAAUCUUUCAUGUAAUAGGCACCCUUACUCCUGGAGCAUUGAUGUUCAUUUCGAGCCAACUAACACAGGAGCAUAAAUAUUACAUCAUCUCAUUAAUAACCGUUGGCUAUUCUCUUACUGAAUUUGCUGUUAUGGGGGGAUAUAACUUUGCCAUGAUGGAUAUUGCUCCUGAUUAUCUCGGCGUUCUUCAAGGAAUUAAUAAAACAAUUAGUCUAGCUCCAGGUUUUAUUAUUCCGAUGAUCAUAUCGGCUCUAACUCCAAAUGGAUUGGAAGAAGAAUGGGCAAACGCUUUUAUUCUAUUUGGUGCCCUAUAUAUUACUUCGUGUCUGAUUUUUGUGCUGACUGGUAGUGCACAACUUCAGAGCUGGGGUAAAGCAAUAAAGAGUGACAUGAUCUGAGCAAAGAAAUAUUGCAAACAUCAACCAAAUCAUCAAACAAAUUAAUUCAAAAUACUACGGGGGAGGGGGGGGGGGAGCCCGGGGAUUUGAUACGUAGUAGAAACAAAUUUUCAAAAAUUUUCCAAUUAAAAAAAAAAAUUGGUUUUUCCUAAGCUGGCAACGCUGUCGUUGUUUAUUUUUGGCGAAAGCUCCUCUGAGCCAUGAGCUCCUCCUGAGUCAUGAGCAGUCUGUUAUGGUAUUAUUUAUUUUUUUAUUUGCAUCGUUGAUUUUCAAUUGGUCACUGUCAAAAAUGAUACAAAGAAUGCUUACUUUUUUAAUACAGAAAUAAUUGAGUUUCGAAAUAUAUAUUGCGAGCCCGAAGGGCGAAGCUAAUAAUCGCAUACGCAGAAAAAAAAGCCAUGUCACUUUGUCUGUCUGUCUGUAUGUAUGUAUGUAACGCUUCAUAGCUCGGGUGUUUCACGACAGAUUUCGGACUUUUUGGUCUUAAAAAUUAAACAAAAAAUAUGCGGUGCGACCAGAACAAAAAUAAUUCCAUUUACUUAAUUAGUUCUCCCGUAAUUAAUGAAAAAAUGAUAAAAUAAUUGUUUUACGACUAGUGAAAUCUGGCGGUGGUGACUACAACUUUUUUUACUUUAGAUAAAAAUAAAUCACCACCAGAUGUCCAUAGCAUCGCCGUGAUGACGCAAUCUUUGAUGUCCCAACCAUGACGCAACAACCAGAUUUGCAUUUAUGUUUUGCAGUUAUUUGACUAAAAGAUGGUUAUUUUGAAAUUCAAUUAUUGAACUUUAUUUGUAAAAAUAGGAACAUAUGAGUUGAGCAAACUAAACGUAAAUAACUUGCAAGGAUAUUGGACUGUGACAGAAAAAUCCCGUUUUACGACCAAAAAGUCUGUGAAGAAAAGUGUGAAUUGUGAAUAAGUCCGACUUAACAAUAGGCCCGGAAUUUGUCAUUUAAUACAGUUUUCAACUAGCUUACGACUAUCCCUUCGCGGCGAGCUGAUAAGCUUGCUUUUCUAUCUUAGGCCUAUAUUUUUUAGGGGGGGGGGGGGUCGAGACAACUACUAUACGUAGUUUCAAGGGGGGGAGUCAGCCCGAACACUUCAAUCCACUACAAGGGGGAGGGAGGGGGGUAAAAAUCCGCCAAAAUCCCACUACGUAGUAUGUGAACGGCCAAGAGUUUUCACUCUUUACUGUAAUGACGUGACAAAACAAGCGGGUCGUUGUACACGCCAAUGUAUUGGAAACUGAGUCGAGCGAGGAGAGGACCUCGCAGUAAGACAACUAAAUGGCGACUGAGGGGGGAAACGAAGCUGUGUGGGAGAAGACGGAAGGGCGCAGGGUUGCAACACAUUACAUUUACGGUAUGUUGUGUUUCAAAUUGAAAAAAACGAAAAAAAUUGGUAAGAGAGUUCGUCUAUCCUGUUCCUCCUCUAGUGUAAUUUUCAUUUGAUAACGAUUCAAAGCGAAGGAAAAGAACAGACAAAACUGCGAUGAAAGUAUUUGUGUAUUUCGUAAAAACACAGAAUGUGUACAAUGAAGUUGUAAUAAACAAUUCUUGAAACCCAA
Daphnia pulex (common water flea) is the source of this 3084-nucleotide messenger RNA. Its product is annotated as sialin-like. Lineage: Eukaryota; Metazoa; Arthropoda; Branchiopoda; Diplostraca; Daphniidae. The transcript has 10 exons. The record is from RefSeq and is a predicted model, not a curated record. Gene Ontology annotation, biological process: monoatomic anion transport; transmembrane transport. Gene Ontology annotation, cellular component: plasma membrane. Bases 59 to 1519 code for a protein of 486 amino acids. Gene Ontology annotation, molecular function: transmembrane transporter activity.